UUCAAAAACCAAAGCGAAGCAAGCUGAUAAAUCUGCGUCAGUGUCCAAACUUUUAUCAUCUUGGCCCUGGCUGGUGCCAAGGAUAUAAGCGCUUGCGCGAAUGUUCCUUCGGAGUUAGGCUUUUAUACCUCGGUAUUGGUGGGAUGAACGAAUGGAUACGAAGUUCCCAGCUGCGGCAAUGUCACUGCGCGCUGUUUGCACUUGAGCCAAUGGGGUGGGGACACUGCCCCUGCUCUCACCCUUUUCGAGAGCAAACGUUUUGUAUGUACACAAUCACCUUUAUUGUUUUUUAAUCUAUCCAUCACUGAACGAUUGGUCCUAAAGCACUCGUAUAUUGGCAAUAAAUUUUAAUGAUCCAAUACUUUUAUAUUCGAAUAAUCGUAUCUUUAUCCCUGCUAUAUCAAGUUUGUCAAUUUAAACGAAAUUGCGCUACGAAUCAUCUAAAUAACUGACCAAUUAUAUAUCGUUAUAAUAAUAAUAAUUUGGUUCAUUUCGUGCAAAUUUUAUAUUAUAUAACGCAAAUAAAUUUAUUAUCGGUAUUUAUUUUAUACUAAUUUUUCGCGUUAAUUUAAUUAUUUUUAGCAUAAUAAAAAAAUAAAAAGAUCCUUUAGAAGUUUUGAAUUCCGUUGACACGGCAGAAAACAAGAUUCUUUUGUCGAGAGCGAACUAAUGAUCCAGUCAGCAAGUAACUGUCCUCAAUAGUUACUACGUCCCUCUCCAGAUUUUUUAUCGAUCAUCAAAGUAGAUCGUCAAAGAUUAAAUAUGACUACUCGUCGAGAGCGCUCAACGUGAACAUUUCUUUACGAUUGAACGAUGAGUGCGCUGCAAUUACUGGAAAAAUUCAAGGCAAUGUUAGGACCAAUGACAAAUUCGAGCCCGUUUAAAAGUAUCAUCGAAAGUUUUUUCUUUUUUUUUUCUUUUUUUUAAUUUUUAAACCAAAUUAAUCUAUUGCGGUAGCAAGAAAAUGAAUCGCCCCGUCUUAUAUUUGGAACGAUUCCAUAAAACGUAAUGGAAAAUCAACCUCUUUCUCCGUCUACCUCUUUCAUUGAUUUCCAAUUUUUCCCGAAGAUGCAUAUUUUUUAGACUUCUUUCGAGCGUCUACAAGGAGUAGAAUUUCAUAGGGGGAGAGGAGAGAGGGAAAUAAAAGAGUAGAAUUUUUCGUAAAAACGAUGGUCAACGAGAAAGAAAAAGAGGGAGAAAGCGUGAUGGCGUGAUUAAACCGAUAGCAGAGAUACGGGCAAAAUGGUGAUGGACGAUUUUGGAAGAAAAGGAAGAAAGCGAAGGAUCGGUUUUGGUUGGCGUGGUCUUCGUAGCGUGGUUGGGUGGGAGUAGUGAACGGGUGGCAGAGGGUGGCUCUGUCCGUGUAAUCGUAUCGUAUGCAGUCGUCUAGCGUGAGUCCGCGCGAGUGGAUCGCGGAGUCGCAUCGCUCUCGGUGUCGAGGCACUCGCACGGCGGAAACCCUCAUUAACGUCCCCUUACUACGUCCUUUCGCAUUAUUUCUCGCGGACCCGUUCAAUCGCGUGAACCAAACGACGUGAGCAUUAUGCGCGCAGCCAGAGGGCGCGUACGCAUGAACCACCAUAAAAACGGAAUCCCUGUGAACGAUGAAAUCGUGAACGAACCUCGGAUGUUCGCGCGUUCACCGAGGCUUUGACACAUUGGCCCGCCUCACCCUUAGUAGACGCGUUCGAAGUCGAUCGUAGAAAGAGCUCGCGUUUUAUCAUCCCCCGAUACUACCCCUCUCCACCCCCUAUUCUCCAACCCCGUCAUUAUUCGCGCGUACCUCGACUUCGAGACGCGUAUACAUCGGAACGAGCACCGUAGAACGUCUCUCUAGGUCUCACCUGGUUCUCCACCUGUCCCGAGGAUACGAGUCCUCUCGCUUCAUCCCCUCCCCUCCCACCUACCGUAGACAACAAGUAGCGAGAUCGUAAUUAAUAUCGUAAACAAGUGCGACGCGACACUCUCCUGUUGCGAAGGGGUACGAUUUUGUUUGUUGCGCCCGAGAACUGCAUUUCGAAUAGCCGCAUAUACCUUUUUGCUGGCAACGCUGCCCCCUUUCCGCUGGGUUGCCCGCGAUCUUUUAUCCCCCUCCCUCAACUUCGAGUCGCCGAACACCGAUCCUCCGGCGGAAAAGCAGUCUUCAGGUGACGAGAAGUCGAUUCGAAUCCGUAAGUUCACUUUUUCUUCUUCUCCUUCUUCUUCUUUUCCUUCUCUCUUCGACGAACAUUCGUUUCUCACGAUCGAAUGUCACGCGCGCGCUUCGUUAUUAUUUUUAAUUACAAGAAGAAUCAGUUGAAGAACCAGUUGAAGUACAGUCGAACUUUAUCCUUUUGCUUUUAUCCUUCACCCUAAUGUUGCACCGCCCUCGACAGAAAUUGCAUGCUUUUAAAAAUUGUGAAAAAAUCUCCCUGAUCCCCUUCAAUUAAGAGAACACGUAGAGCAUGCGAUUUCCAUGCAAGCGAACGUUCGCUUGAAUCUCGCGGAAUUUUUCGGGGUUGAAGGUUGGCAAAAAACGUUUUCUUAAGGGGUAAAGGGGUAAUCACAAGGAUUCGAGGAUUCAUCGAGGGACGAAUUUCUCUCUUUUCCCGAAAUUUGAUAUGACCGCGUAGGUGUUGUUGUUGCGAGCCGCUUCAAGGCUUUGUUAUUCGGGGCCGCGCGAGGUCACGGGACGUCUUCGCGAAAGACGUUGACGUCACGACUCCGCUCUCGCGACACUCUCUCUCUCUUUCUCUCUCUAUUCGAGCAUUUUCGAAAAAUAAGGGAUCGCCUAAAGCGCGGCGAACGCGUCCUGCAUUGCGACACUUUGAACGAUAAGUUUUUCCCACGAGCAUCGUGAUCCGGGGGAGGAAAAGUUUGCCGGUAAUGCGUUUUAUCGGCUCGAUGUCGAUCCCGUCGAAACUUGCCGUUGGGGAACUCGAGAAGAUUGGAAUAAAGAAAAUUGAAUUCCCAACUUUUCCCAACUUUCUUCUUUCUCCUUUCGUAUAUAUACAUGUAUUCACCGAAAGAUAAACGUACGGGAUAUAGGAUAACUCGAGUUGGAGUUAUGGUAAUUCGAAAGAAGGGAAUAGUGAAUGGAGAUAUAAUAUACGAAAAAGCGCAUAGAAAUCGUUAUAGGAAUAGAUGAUAUUCUUUUUGAAAAAAGAAACUGUGGCAUUUCAAAAAUAUUUAUUCAAGUUUGAAAACGUUUUUAAAAUCAUUACUCAUCCCAAGGUGGAAUCGAUAUAAUCCGCCAGAGUACCUCGGCCAUUUUCCUCAUUGUCCACGUGUCGUAAUUUAUCACGGAUCGUUUUCCGUGUCCGCAUUGUUCGAAAAUAAUGAAGCGAAACGAAAUUUUCGGGGAGGGAUGUCCGUGGGCAUAAAUCAAUCCCGAACACGAAAUUUUCCGCGCUCUCGUUACGAGCGAAAGCGAGAGGCUCGUAAUAAAAGGAGCGGGAGGAUGAUCCAUUGGCAGGUCGAUCGAUUGGGAAAUCGAGCGGGUUUGGCGACACGCGCGCAGAGAGAUAAACAUGUAGGAUGUUGUCGAUGUACACGGAUGAAUAGGAUUAAUUGAUCGCGGUUAAAAUUGAUUUUCCCGGUGUCGUUGUUGCGUACAAGUAAGUUGCACGAAGUAAACGUCGGCCAAUGGGAAAAGUAUCGAUCCACGUGACCUUAACCUUUCUUAACGCGGAAAAAUUUCCCGUCGAGAACGAGUUUGAAAAAGAGUUGACUCAGAGUUGACACGCUUCACUGGCUGCAUUAAAUAUUAAUUGCCAUUCUACCAACGAAAUGCGUAAUUUCGAACGAACAAUCGAAAAUUCGAGAAAGGAAUCGUAUAUACCCACGAAUACCUGUUUUAAACGUUCUCUUUAAUAAAGGGGGAGGGAGAUGAGUUUUAUACGAGCAUAAAAUGGUUUUGAAAUUACGCGAGUUUAAUUUAAAUGGCGGUCGUUGAAACAAAUUGAAAGCAAAAAUUUCUUUGAUCAAACGGACGGGAUUAUAACGGUAUUAUAAUCCCUUUACUUUGUACUUGACGCGAUGAAUCUUGCUUGGACAUGUUUUAUGGGGGGAAAAAAAAUAUCCAUGCAGCAUUAUUGCUUUCGAGAAUGAUGUAAAUGUUAUCCAACUCUGCAAUAAACUACGCGAAUUUAACGGUGUUAUCCGUCUACGUGCGACGCAACGAAUUCCGGAUACCAAUUACGUUUUACUGCGCCACGAACAAUUAAUCAUUCCACGAGCGUAUCCUCUACUCAUCGUAUUUUUCUACAUUUCUAUUGAUCAAAAAAACAAACGAAAAGAAAAAAAAACAAAUUGACGAGAUACAAAUCAAUACAUAUACCUAGCUAUACUACAGAUACACUUGAAACCCCCGAUUAUCUCGUUUAGAUAGACGAUCGAAAUGCGCAUACGAAUCGCAUGGGAAAAGGAAAUGUACGUACAAACACUUGAAUGCACGGUAUCGCUUCGAUUCAAUAUACAUGUAUACAUAUACACAUCCAUUGUAUAAUAUAAUCAUGAAUCAUGGUUCGCAUCAAUGAUAUAUUUUCUCAAUCGUGAAAAAAAAAAUUGAAAUAAAUAUUUGCUCGCGAAUGCGUAUUGUACAACGAAUAGUACGUUAAUAAACUUCAUCACUUGGCAAAAAUUGUGUAUCCCUUGUACCUUCCCUCUAAGAAGAAGACAGUCUAGAUAGGCACACACUCGAGUCUCGAGUAGCCGGCAAGAUUUUAAUUAGUCCGGGAAACAAUCGCUCGUUCUCGCUGGAGGAAGGUAUUCAUCGCGCUUUCGUAUCCUUUCAUUCGAGCAAAGCUGAUCCCCGAGGGUCCUCUAAAAACUUCUUUUCACCGAAACUUAUCGCUGGCUUCUUACAAUUUCAAGGGAAAAAAGAUUGAGGGGAGGGAAGGCGAGGAGGAGAGAGGAAGGGAGACAGUAAGAAAGAGAAUCGUGGUUACAAGUAGGAUCGUUUAAUCGCUUUGCCGUUAAGGCUAAAAAAACGGCACGCCGCCGUGCACUGGAUUCCAUUAAUGCGGUAACACGCCAGAGUAUUACGCGCCAUGGUGGUGAAACUGUGUCACCAAGUUUGUUUCUCAACCCUCCCCUUCCCCCCUGGUGCGCGAAUAUUCCCAGAAUAUCGCUCUCGAAAUACAUGGGCAAACGGCAAUAAGAGAGGAAGGGAAAUUUUAACCAGGCGAAAACGAAAUGUUGCAAUUCGGCGCAAUAUCCCCCGGUUAAGUAGAAGAUAGACACAAAAGCGUGCAAUGGCAAAUGUGUAGGAAUCGAUCUGUCCUACCUUCAUAAUACCGGCAACUCUCUCGUGCAUAAUCAUGAGAAUGUAUGACAUACGUAUGUAUGCCCUGGUUUUCCUUGCCCACCACCACCACCACCACCACCACCACCACCGCCGCCGCCGCCGCCGCCGCCAUCGUCGCCGCCACUACCUCCUGCCGCUGCUCCAACCCCGUUGCUAUUCCCCCUCGCCACCGAAAGGAUCGUUAGCACGAAGUAAUGCCAGUGAAGGAUAUCCGUUCGAAAAGGUCAAGAGUCCACGUCGAGAUUGCCGUGUUCUACGCGGGCCUGAUUCUUUCAUUGUUCCCAUGCUACGUCUCUCUCCUUUUCUUCCUCCACGUGUACAUUUCCGUUUCGACCACGGCCCAGAAAAAAAUAAAAGGGGAAAGGAGAAAGGUUGGGGAAGGGGAGGGGAGAGAGAAAGGGGGGAAAAGAUCCAAAAAACACGGAGAGCCACCGCAUUCUUCUUUUACCUUUGAAACAUUACGAGCUCGAGAGCUUUGAUGGACUCGCUAAUGGAACGUUUAUCCCUCGAAGUCCUGUAAUACUUGAUGGGACGAAAUGGUCCGCGAAUUUUUCCAUUACUUUUUCCUUUUACUCGGAGGUGGAAAAUUUGAAAUUAAAAAUACCACCGCGAUUCGAUCUUUUACCAUCACCACCACUUACUUCUAGAUGUAAUCUCGUGCCCUUGUUUCGUUUCGAGGUUUAACUAACGACUUAACGACUCGACGAGACUCGAUUAUUAAACGCGUUAAAAAAAGAGAGAUCGAAAAAUCGCGGAGGAGACACGCGUACCAUUUCGUCCAAUUUGUUCCACGGAUUGUACCUCGAAAUGCAAUCCUAUGUUUCGUCCUUCCAAUCGUUCCUUUUUUUUUUAUCGGCGGCAAUUGGCACGGUACACGUCGGCCAAUAAAUUGUGCAGGGAAACGAGAUGAGCGUGGAAAACACGGGUACGAUAACCCCGGUUCGACCUCGAGUGGACUCUUGACCCGCUUUCAGGACCCGUUUAAUUCAUGGUAACGUUCCGUUGUAGUUGAUUAAAUCGCCACCCUAUCGAUCCGCGAUCGUUUGAUCGGCAUGGCUAAUCGAGCGGCCUGAAAGCGCGCCGAUAGUCAACCGGAGAAUCCAUCGAAACAGUUAUCAAUCUCUUUAUUCGAAUCCCGUGCCCCGGAUCUGGGUCAACGCGGGCGAAAGUAUAUACGCCGAAACAUCUCCCUUUUUUUUUUUUUUCCUUUGCUAGGUUUCGAUUGCGCCGCACACGACCGAAUAAGUUUAAUCCUUGAACCCUCGACGAGAGAUCCCCGCAAAGUUAGUCCAUUAGGGAUGGCGAAAAAGUUUCACCGAAAUUCCUUCUUAAUUAUUCACGACGCGCUCGAAAUCGCGUGCACGUAAAGUAUUGAGCGAAUUUUUCAUUUAUCAUCUUAACAGUAUCGAGCAAAUAUUGUUACCUCGGUUUGCUUUCGAUCUUCUCUCUUCUAAUUGUUCGCGCGAGUCUGUAAUAGCUUUCACCCUUGAUUCUUGUAAUUAAAAUUAAUCGCGUGUCGCGAUGCAACCUUCCCUUUCUUUCCUCUAGAAGAAAUUGAUCGAUGCUUCGCCUCUUGUUACAAGCUUCCCUUUCUUCUUUCCUUUCUAAUUACAUUCGCUUCGUUGCAAAAAAUACACAUAUAUGUAUAUAUAUACGUACACUAGCUGCGCAUUAACCGUUUGUACGACAAGCGAAAUAUUAAACAUCAGCUUGACAAUACCGUCACGUCCCGCACAAUUGUCAAUGGCUAUUCGUCAUUCAAUCAUCGCAGCAGUCGCACUUUGCGCGUGGCAGUCGCAAAACAAAAGAUGACCUCGUGACGAGCGAGCGAUGCGACGGUGAACGAAAGAAAGAAUGCUUCGUAGUCGGUAAAAGUUGACGAGCGAAGAGAACACCGUGGAGGAAUUAUGCCGGACAAAAAUCGAGGCUGUCGAGAUGGACAACGCGACAAAGAUUUCUUUGCCGACGAGAUAUCGUCCAUCGGCAUGUCGUUACGGCCCAGCGGUAGCGCUUCUUCCGGUAUCUCAUCCCUUGCGAGUUGUGGCGAGGUGGAUGCGUUGCCGGAAUUACCAGCCCAGGACGAGGAACGAUUGCAACGCGCCGCACGUUUGUUGCAACAAAGGCUCGUUUUACGCCAAUGGCUCACUGACCAUGGCUUGCACAGCCAUUAUCAAAAAUUAAUGCAGAUGGAAGUGAUGUCUCUGGAGGAUGUGUAUUGGGUGGAGGAUAAUGCGGCACGGGCAGCCCUUGGCAAGGAUUUACCGCGAUGGACCCAGGCCAGACAGACGUUGCCUACUUCAAAGGAAGAUUUAGAAACCCUCAAGGCUGAUUUGUGGAGCGCCGUGGUGAAAAAUAGCCAACAUCAAGACGCUUGGACAUGGGGUGGAAUGUUAGUUGUCUCUGUGUCGGUAGCAGGGUUAGUGACCCUGGCUGCUAUGACACAGCCGGCUCUAGCACCAGAGGCAAAACACUCCUUGUUACAAUAUGUGACGGGAAAGUAUUUACUACCGAGCAAUUGUCGGGUUCAUUUUGCAUGGGAUGAGCCGCAACUUGUGGGAGAAACCAUGACGUUUACAGUGAAGUUUUAUCAACGCAACGGCCAACCGUACCCAAUUUGUGACAAAGACAAUUUGAUCGUCGAAGUCACAGAGGGUACACGAAGAGUAGCUACCCUAAUAGAGUUAGGAGGCACUGAUCCCUUAGCUGCAAACACUGCAGUUGUAAAGUUUACUGUCCGCCAUGCUGGACAAUAUCGAAUAGCCGUACUUAUUGGUUCGUGUCACGUUCACGGCAGCCCGUUUCUUAAAAAUUUUCUUCCCGGCCCCCCAGAUCCGAAUAAGACCGUCUUCGUACGACAAAGUUCAACGGUCGUUUGUACAGCCGGAGUUGCACAUUCUAUGACAAUAGAGCCGCGAGAUGAAUACGAUAAUUUAUGCAUAUUUGGACCUGGUGAUAAACCUACGGAGGGUUAUCAAGUUAACAUUACUCAGGCAAGUAAUAUCGGUAGUACAAUGAAUAAAUCGGCUAUUACAAAUUGCAGUAUACAAUUUGACUAUGACUCUCCAAAUCAAAGGAUUCGUUUAAAAGUCAGUUUUCCCAAGGGCAAUUGUUACCAUGCGACAGUUAGUUUACGUGGGCUGCAGCUACAUAACGGGGAUUUUGACAUCAUUGUACUCGAGAGUGAUGUUGCUAGAAUGGUACAUAAUAACGUGGCCUCGAAAGAUCCCAACAUUUGUUAUGCCGCAAAAUUGUUGGGCAUGCAAGGAGAAAAAUUUUCGAAACCGAAAAAAGUUGUCUGCUUUAUUUCGCCUAAACAGCUCACUAUCAAGGAAUACUUGUUGAGAAUUAUACCAAAAAGGCUCGUUACUUUCAGGCUUUGCCCGUCAACUAAAUUCCAUUUUGAUUGUUCAAAUAAUCAAUACGAUGGUUACGACUCUUUUUCUAUCGAUGAUGGAUGUCAGCCACCCGUUGAAUUAAUUUCUCUGUAUCGAGAUAUAAUAGCCGCUACAUUUACGUUGUUUUUGUUGAAAAAUAUAGGUGGAAGUGAAACUUUUGCUGACAAACAAGAUUUCUUUUAUCACGAAGUUCGAAAGCAUCAUCAAAAACAUUACCACGAAAAACUUCUGGUGAAAGUUCAACGCGAUAAAUUGCUAGAAUCGUCUAUGAAAUCUACAAAAGGAUUCUCUGUUAGUGAUUGGUGUAGAAAUUUUGAGAUCAGUUUUCAAGGUGAACAAGGCGUUGAUUGGGGCGGUGUUCGACGAGAGUGGUUCGAAUUAAUUUGCGCGGCUCUAUUCGAUUCAGGAAACGGUUUAUUCGCAUCCUUCGGAGAAUCACAGCAGGCACUAGUUCAUCCUAACAGUAAACGGCCUUCACAGCUUAAACUAAAGCAUUAUGAGUUUGCAGGGCGAAUCGUAGGCAAAUGCUUGUAUGAAUCUGCUCUUGGUGGUUCCUAUAGACAGUUAGUACGUGCAAGAUUUACGAGAUCAUUUCUUGCACAAAUCAUAGGCCUCAGAGUACAUUACAAGUAUUUCGAACAGGAUGAUCCAGAUUUAUAUCUGAGCAAAAUAAAGUAUAUUCUUGAAAAUGAUGUCGAGGAAAUGGAACUUUAUUUUGUCGAAGAAGAAUAUGACAAAGAUGGUCAAUUAUUAAAAGUAGCUGAAUUAAUUCCCGGAGGUAGUAAGAUUCGUGUAACAAACGAUACGAAACUUCGUUAUUUGGAUGCACUCGCACAACAUAGGCUCGCUAGUUCCGUACGAAACGAAGUAGAACAUUUUCUAAGAGGUCUAAACGAACUUAUUCCUGAUAAUCUUUUGGGAAUUUUUGAUGAAAACGAACUUGAAUUAUUAUUGUGUGGUACUGGUGAAUACAGCGUAGCAGAUUUACGUGCGCAUCAUAUAGCUAAUGGAAGCUCUCCAGAGUUUCUUCGAGUUCUUGAUUGGUUCUGGACUGCAGUUAGCAACUUCACGCAAGAGGAGAUGGCCCGAUUAUUACAAUUUACCACAGGCUGUUCGCAAUUACCACCAGGUGGAUUUCAACAAUUGAGUCCACGAUUUCAAAUUACAGCAGCACCAACUUUUGCUAAUUUGCCUACAGCACAUACUUGCUUCAAUCAGCUCUGCUUACCCGAUUAUGAAUGUUACGAUCACUUUGAGCGAGCUUUGUUAUUAGCGAUUAGUGAAGGUACUGAAGGAUUUGGUAUGAUUUAAAGAUUAAAUGUCAAUUAAGUUCUAGUCUUAUCGAAUUUUACUAUUUAUUUAUCUUCUUUUUUUUUAUUUGUAAUUAAUACAAUUUUAUUUAAAUAUUAUUUACGAGAUCAGAAAAAAUUAUUACAUUUUUAAAAAAAAAAGAAAGGAAAAAAAAAUUUUUUUCUUUUUUCUUUUUUUUUUUUUAUUUUUUUUUUUACGUUUUGGCAAAUGACUAUCAAUAUAACAAUCCAAUAUAUUUCAAAACAUAAAUAACGAUAUUAAUAUUUUUACUGGCUUGUGGUAACGUUUUUAUAAAAAAGUGAUACAAAGAGCAAUCUUAUAGAAAUAUCAAAAUUGCUCAAUUUAUUGUAUCAAGAUUUGUUAUAGUUUAAAAUAUUCUAAAUUUUAUUACUCAUAAAAAUAGAUACAUACACGUUCCUCAAGCCAUCAAAUUCGAUAUAAUCAACUGUACAAUUUAUUAAUACGCAAUGAAACAUUUUUUUAUAGUUGCCGAAUUAGCUAAAGUUAGUUAUAUAUAUUAUAAAGUUUGAGAAGGUCGUUGUGAGAUUUAGGUCAUUCACCUAAUCAGUAUUUUUAUCUUUUACUCUUCGCUAGAAAUAUAUAAAUGAAUGAAGAAAAGAAUGUUUUGAAAAAUGUAUUAUUUUUUCAUUGUUGUCUUUUAUUUCCUUCUUUUUAUUUUUUUUCCUUUUUUUCUUUUUUUAACUCUGAUAUUACAGAGCAAUCAAAGAUGAGAUUUUUUUUACAUCCAUAAGUACUAUAAUAAUUUUUACAAAAUUCUUUUUAUUGCAAAUAAAAAUGCACCAAGCAUUUUUUUUAUUUUCAUGUUUCUCUAUAAAUUUUUAAGGAAUAAUAAAUCAAUGAAUAUGACCGAAUUUCAAGAUUGUAGGGCAACAUUAUUUGUUGUCAGGAUUAAUCUAUGCAUAAAAGAUGUUUUAGAUCGUCUAGAAAAUAUAACAUAAAAUUACAUCCAACAACAAUUCAAAUAUAAAACGAUUUUGUGAUAAUAUAAGAACGAAUCUUCCGAACUGAAAUUUGUGCCGUAUCUUCACUUACCGUACGAAAGCCUCAAAUAAGAAAGGAUGUUUACUAUACUGGCAGAAGCAUAAAAAAAUAUACCGCAGAAAUCAUAUUGUUAUCGAACAAAAUGAAAAUCAAUGUUAUCUUGUACUUAAGUACAUAAUAAUAAGAAAUGUGAUCAGACACGUCGUAUUUGUGUCACUCGUACGUGGUUACUUAGAUUUUACGAUCUAUUGUAACGUGUUUUUUGAAAAAAAUAUUAUACCAUGAGUAUCGCUCUAUUACAAAAAUUUAUUUUAUCUCGGUUAAAAAUGUAUAUUUUAAUGUUACGUAAAAUACGAUCAAUUAAGAUUGUUUAUAUACAUAUUAAUCGAUUAUUGAAUGUAUUUAUUGAAAUUGCAUAAUAAAAAGAAAUAAAUCAUCGUCAUUGAGCGAUUCUGACGGUAUCUUAUUUUUAUCAUUUUAUCAUGUUACGCGAAAAAAGGAUAAAAUAUAGAUUUAAAAAAUGUA
Molecule: messenger RNA, 11520 nt
Organism: Apis cerana (Asiatic honeybee)
Lineage: Eukaryota; Metazoa; Arthropoda; Insecta; Hymenoptera; Apidae
Product: apoptosis-resistant E3 ubiquitin protein ligase 1
Biological process (GO): negative regulation of apoptotic process; ubiquitin-dependent protein catabolic process; protein polyubiquitination
Cellular component (GO): cytosol; cytoplasm
Molecular function (GO): ubiquitin protein ligase activity
Source: RefSeq, a predicted model, not a curated record